This is a messenger RNA of Stylonychia lemnae, 1965 nucleotides long. The record is from the annotation of a GenBank genome assembly. Lineage: Eukaryota; Ciliophora; Spirotrichea; Sporadotrichida; Oxytrichidae.
AUGUUUUGCAUGUCAAAAAACUCAAAUACCACUGUGAUGGGGUCUUAAAAUCCUACUAAUUUCAAGCUUAAUAAGGUUCAAUCAAAGGAAUGGUUCUACUUUAUAGAGCAGUAACUUAAUUCCAUGAGUAAAGACUCUAAAUGGACUGUUAUUCUUCAAGAAUAGCUAUACGAUUCCUUAAACAUGAAUCACCAAAGCAAAUAUCAAAUGAAGAUCAGAUCAAUAUAUUAGUAGAUGAUGAAAGAUUAAGCCUCGGAAGAGCUCAGAUAAUCAGUCAAUAUCAUAUAAAAAACUUAAACACCUGUGUUGGAUCAUAAAUAUCAUAAACGCCUCUUUAAAGAGAUCACUAUGCAAAUCAACUCUGAGGGUCAUUUCUUUAGAGUUUUAAACCUAUAAUUCCACAAGUUCUAUACCCGCUAAUAUCGCAAGUAUGUUCUCAAAAAGAAAACAGGCGAAAAGAUAUCAACUAUUUAAGAUUUAUCAUAGAAAAUUGAGUAAGCAACAGUUCGUCUUAGGAAAGAUUAGUGGGAUCAGCUUUCUUCGGAUUCACAAAAAGAGCAACUAGACAUCAAUCUCUCUGAUAAGAUACUUGGGGAUGUCAAAAAAUAUAUUGCUAUUCAACUUUUUGCAGUUUUGAGAUUUUAUAUGGCAGCUAUUAAUUAAGACUAGUAGGUCAAGGAACCACUUCAAGAAAAAAUUAUGGCCUUCGUAACUAAGAAGAUAUUGUCAGGUAAUGUUUACAAAAUUGCUCUUGCAAUGUGUCGGUAUGAAACAAUGACUCUAGAAAAGAGAUUUCGAGCUCAACUUAGAAGACUUAAUAAAUAGUAGAUGACGACAUAAGAUUUAGACAUUUGCAAAUAUUUCCUGUUGAAUGAAUAAAGUUAAAUUAAAGAAAUUUAAAGAGAACUAUUGGUGAAAAGGACUAUUAAAAACCAAAAAUUUGCUAUAAAUAACGAGUUCGAUGACCUUAACGAUGAGAAUGAUUGUAACAUUAAUGACGAAGAUUAUUUUUGCAAUAAACCUUUGUUUAAUGAAAUUUAAUCUACAAGAUCUAAGACAUCAGGAGAUUCCAAUCAUAAUAACUAAAAUGAUAGAAAUAAUAAUAUUUCAUAAAAAUUCAAAUUUAAAAACAAUCGGGAUAGAUAAGAUACUGUAACUCUACUAAUGGACUUGACAAAAGAAGUUGAAACUUUAUAAAUAAUUGGAGAGAGAUCCAUACCUGAUGUUGAGGAAAUAGAGAGAAGAUUAAGAGUUAGUCCUUAUAGUAAAGUUAUAGAUAAAUUGAGGUCUAUUAAGGAUUUUGAAAAUCCUUUAAGAAAAAUAAAAGUUAUUGAUGAAGCCAAACAUUGCAUUUCUGAGUGUAUUGAUGAAUUCUGGAAAGGUUUGAAUCUCAACCAGGAUAAUCUAAUGAUAGAUGCAGAUCAGUUGGUAUCAAUAGUAACCUACUCAAUAAUAAAAAGCCAGAUGAAAGAUUUGCCAGGAUAAUUAAAGCUUAUUGAGGAAUUCACAAGUGUUUAAGUCUAGAAUAGCAAAUUCGGUUAAGCCUUAUUCACAGUAAAAGCUGCAACGGAAAAUAUUGCUCAUGGUAUUUUAGUAAGAAGAAUGUCAUCAAUGACCAAGUUGAUGCGUUCAAUAACAAGAGGCUCUAAUAAUAAUAAUGAUGAUAAUAAAGGGUAAUAAAGCUAUACAAUAAAGAAUACUUUUACGAUGGUCGAAUGUAAAGAUAGCGAAAACGUUUCAGAUGAUACUGGUGGUCAUUCAUUCACAAAUAGAUUGUCAACAUUCACGAAAUAGGUUACUAGUAAGCAAGCUUAUAGGAGAGGAAUGACAAUUUAUUCUAUCAUAGAUCCAUUCCUAACUGAAUUGGAAGAUUAUGGGCAAGAAAUCGAUGGCUACAAUUCACUUUUUAGUGAAGAAGAAGACUCAGAGACUUUUGAACAGCUUAACACUUCAGCUAAUAUUUGA